CAGAAGAAUGACGGAAGAUAUCAACGUUGUGCCAGAACAAGUGUCACCAUCUGAUGAUGUGGAAUUGACGAUCCGACAGGCGUACCAGGCAGAAAGCGAUCUGAAAUUUUCGUGUCCGACAAGUUGGACAAUCAAAGAAGUCAAGGAGCAUGUAAAGAAUUGCCUGAAUAAUCAUCCGGAAGUUGUCACACAACGGCUGAUUUUUUCUGGAGCUUCUCUGAACAACGAACAGGUUUUGGCAGACGUUUUAAGAGAAAGAAAUCAUGUCGCCGGUGAACAAAUCUUCUUUCAUUUGAUGAUCGCACAACCAUAUCAACAAACAACUCCAACUGCGGAUGUUCGUAGAAGAAAUGUAAAUAAUACUGCAUCAAAUCAAAAUUCGGCAUCGGGAUCGGCUCUCAAUGAAUAUGCUCAGAACAUGGUUGCCUGGCAACAGUACUGGAAUGCCUACAAUCAACUGUCUCCGGAAGCUCAAGUUUCCGAGCAUCAGCGAUUAAUGGCUCACUACUACACAUACGCAUCGACAACUCCCGCUGCACCAAUUUAUCAAGUUCCCGCCAACCAACAGCUUCAACAAAAUGCAGUGGCGUGGAGAAUUCGAGUUCAAGGGGUGGCCGCUCCCGCUCGAGCCAACGGAAAUCAAGGAGCUGCAGCGCCAAGACAGGGAAGAGUUGACAUUUUGGAAGUGGGAUAUCGAAUUUUCAAAGUGGUUUUGCUAUUUUCUGCAAUUCUUCUCUACUCGUCAUUCGAAAGAUUCGCUUUAGUUUUAUGCUCGGCACUAUUCAUUUAUUUCAUUCAACUGCGACGAAAUCACGCUCGCAAUAGAGUUCAAGCUCAGGCUGCUGCCGCCGCUGCUCAGCAAGCAAAUAAUCAAGAACCACAUGUUAAUAACAACAAUAAUGGAGAGAACGACGGAGAUAAUACGGCUCCAACCACGGAAGGAGAGACACCAGCAACUUCCGAUGCUCCAGUGGAACCACCAGCUCCACAACCAACUGGUAUGCAAGUGUUCAUUGCCACUUUAUACUCAUUUGUCACCUCCUUCUUUGCAUCACUUGUUCCUGAUCAUCCGAUGCCGAUGGAUCUGAAUUAAAUCAACUUCAUCAUCAUUCCACAUGUAUUCAUUCUAACUUUAUUUUCUUAUUUGAAGCCCCUUGAACUUUAUCAGUCAUUUGGUUAUAUUCUCUCACCGUCAUCCCUCUUCCACUUCUCCCGAUGUAUACUGUACAACUGAAGGGUCCUUUUUCUUGGAAAAUCUGACUUCCUUUACACUAGUUUCACACCGUCUAGACACUCUUUUUUGUGUAUAUGUAUCUUAAUAUCGAAGUUUCUUCUACUGCGGGUCUCCCCACUCUUCCCCUUUUCUCUUUAUUUUCGAAUAAACUUUAUUACGAUU
Caenorhabditis elegans is the source of this 1396-nucleotide messenger RNA. RefSeq names its product Ubiquitin-like domain-containing protein (gene tag-353). Lineage: Eukaryota; Metazoa; Nematoda; Chromadorea; Rhabditida; Rhabditidae. The transcript has 5 exons. Gene Ontology annotation, cellular component: membrane. The record is from RefSeq and is marked reviewed. The coding region runs from base 8 to 1093 and encodes 361 amino acids.